Messenger RNA from Vigna umbellata (rice bean), 602 nucleotides. Lineage: Eukaryota; Viridiplantae; Streptophyta; Magnoliopsida; Fabales; Fabaceae. The record is from RefSeq and is a predicted model, not a curated record.
CUCCUCUGUAGCCAACCCACACUGUAACCAAUCCCCCCGUUUCAUAUCUGCCUUCGAAUUUUGUUUGAGUUCUGAUGAGUACGGCAAAGAACGCGGCAAACGCGGUUGGAGGCAAAACCGCAAGAGCAUGCGACAGCUGCAUAACCAAGCGGGCACGUUGGUACUGUGCUGCCGAUGAUGCUUUUCUCUGCCAAGCUUGUGACUCUUCGGUUCACUCCGCCAAUCCUUUGGCUCGCCGACACGAAAGAGUCCGCUUGAAAACGGCGUCGUACAGGUCCACCGACGAACAACAACAACAACAACAACCUCCCACGUGGCCCACUAAGAAAGCUCGAACGCCCAGACACGGGAAACACUCUCGUAGCAACAACCCCUUCCAUCUGGUCCCGGAAGUGGGUUCGGAAGAGGUGAAUUCCCAUGACGAGAACGAGGAGCAGCUUCUUUACAGGGUCCCCAUAUUCGAACCUUUUGUUGCCGAGCUAUGUGGGAAUAACAGCUCUUCUCCUUCUUCGGUGACUUCAACCGAUCAAGGAGUGGCAGCUGCUGUGGGCCGAGGCUCGAAAACAAAGGUUGUGAGAGCUAAUGUUUUAUAUCGACAGUAA